Messenger RNA from Aspergillus mulundensis, 1869 nucleotides. RefSeq names its product putative AMP-binding enzyme. Lineage: Eukaryota; Fungi; Ascomycota; Eurotiomycetes; Eurotiales; Aspergillaceae. Gene Ontology annotation, molecular function: medium-chain fatty acid-CoA ligase activity. The record is from RefSeq and is a predicted model, not a curated record. Gene Ontology annotation, biological process: fatty acid metabolic process. The transcript has 7 exons. Bases 1 to 1869 code for a protein of 622 amino acids.
AUGUCUCGAGCCCUGUAUCGUCCCAGCGUGCUACGCGGAAGAGCCCCGAGGGUAGCCUACCAGGCUCUCUUGUGGUCUACACCACUGGUUAGACGCGGCUUGCUUACACAGAGCUAUGCACGCGGUCCGACAGAGCCGCCGCUUUUCGAGUCGACCAUUGGAGAACACUUUGCCCGGAUUGUAGAGCAGUACGGGGACAGGACAGCUGUCAUUUCCAAGCACCAGAAUGACAGGGUGACCUACCUCGGUCUCGACGCUAAGAGCAAUGCACUCGCACGAGGACUGCAAUCCGUGGGCGUCAGGAAGGGAGAUCGCGUUGGAGUGAUGCUUGGAAACUCGAUGGAACAUGCGACUGUAACCUAUGCGCUCUUCAAACUGGGCGCUAUUCUGGUCCCAAUCAACCCCUCCUUCAAUGCAACCCAAGUCGUCGCAGCCCUAGCACACCUGGGAACAAGCCACAUGAUCAUAAGCAGCGAGUCCAACCUCCCGCGCAAGCAACCACGGAGCAACAUCCCUCUCCUCCGCCACCUCGCGCAAGACCUCCACGCAUCAAAGCUCGAAUCACCCGUCGUCCCAACCUUGCAAAACAUAAUCCUAGUCGACAACUCGACCGACCGCAUCGGCACAAACAGCUCCCUGUUCACCUUCAGAGCCCUAACCCCCUACAAAUACCUCACAUCGUCCAACACGCCAGACACAGCACCCCUCCUGCCUCAAGACCUGGACGCAACCGAAAUCGUCAACAUCCAAUUCACCUCCGGCACUACCGCAACGCCUAAAGCAGCGUGCCUAUCCCACCGCUCGAUCCUCAACAACGGCGCCCAAAUCGGCGACCGCAUGCGCCUUUCUCCAACCGACGUCGUCUGCUGUCCCCCACCCCUCUUCCACUGCUUCGGCUCGGUCCUCGGCUACAUGGCAACAGCAACACACGGGUCCGCGAUCGUCUUCCCCGCCGAAGCCUUCAAUGCGCGGGCCACGCUCGCCGCGGUACAAGAAGAGCGUUGCACGGCGCUCUACGGCGUGCCGACAAUGUUCCUCGAGGAACUGGGGCUCCUUGAAUCCGGCGAGAUCCCGCACAGAGGGUUCGAGCAUCUCCGCACCGGUAUCGCAGCGGGGAGUUCGAUCCCAGCCGAGCUAAUGAAGAAGCUACAUAAGACGCUGAAUCUGACGGAGCUGACCAUCUGCUAUGGCAUGACGGAGACGAGUCCCGUUUCGGCCAUGACCACGACAGAUGAUCCGAUUGAGAAGAGGAUUAAUACCGUCGGCCGCCUGAUGCCGCACGUUGAGGCCAAGGUCGUGGAUCCGAGUGAUCAUACUAAGAUCCUGCCUGUUGAAACCCGUGGUGAACUUGCGGUUUCCGGAUAUCUGCUUAUGAAGGGGUAUUGGGAUGAUCCGGAAAAGACGACGGCGGUAAUGAGGGAGGAUAGUGAGGGGAGGGUGUGGAUGCAUACCGGCGACGAAGCAACCCUUUCACCAGACGGAUACGUCACGAUAACCGGCCGGAUCAAAGACCUGAUCAUCCGUGGCGGAGAGAACAUCCACCCGCUCGAGAUCGAAAACGCACUGUUGACCUUCCCCGGCAUCGCGGAUGUCUCGGUUGUGGGUGUUCCCGAUGCGCAUUACGGCGAGGUGGUGGCUGCGUUUGUGAUUUGGAAAUCGCACAUGCAGCAUGAGGAUGCGGAUGCGGAUGCGCAGGCGGAGACGGGAGAUAAGAUCCGCGAAUUUGUGAGGCGGAAGUUGAGUGGGCAUCUUGUGCCGAAAUAUAUAUUCUUCCUUGAGCCGACGGAAUCAUUUCCGAAGACGGCGAGUGGGAAGAUCCAGAAGUUCAAGCUCAGAGAGACAGCGAUCAAGCUUUUGGGUGGACAGUGA